AUGCUAACAGUGAUAACCAAUAAUCCCAAUGCUCUGCACGGGUGGAGUCCUCAAGAGGAGAGAGACAGAAGGCUGAUCGAGGCAGGCAAGCGAGGGGUAGUGGAAGAUGUGUUGGCGCUGCUGGCUGCAGGGGCCGUCCUGGAGGCUACGGAUGUGAAGGAGUGGACCGGCCUGCACUGGGCGGCAGCCAGAGGGCACGUGGGGGGAGUGCGCUGCCUGCUGGAGGCCGGGGCAGACGUGGACCGGCCUGCACUGGGCGGCAGCCAGAGGGCAUGUGGGGGGAGUGCGCUGCCUGCUGGAGGCCGGGGCAGACGUGGACUCCGGGACCAGCCACCGGGACACGCCCCUGCACCUUUCUGCGGCAGCAGGUCACGUGCGAGUGGUGCGGCUGCUGGUCGAGUCCUGUGCUGUCCCCAACGCUGCGGAUCAGUGGCAGAGGACGCCGCUGCACUGGGCGGUGGAGAACGGCCACGCAGAGGCGGCGGCGGAGCUGCUGGUGGCAGGCGCCGAUGA
Molecule: messenger RNA, 513 nt
Organism: Schistocerca piceifrons (Central American locust)
Lineage: Eukaryota; Metazoa; Arthropoda; Insecta; Orthoptera; Acrididae
Product: serine/threonine-protein phosphatase 6 regulatory ankyrin repeat subunit C-like
Exons: 1
Coding region: 1-513 (170 amino acids)
Molecular function (GO): protein binding
Source: RefSeq, a predicted model, not a curated record